Messenger RNA from Acanthamoeba castellanii str. Neff, 1338 nucleotides. Its product is annotated as sugar transport protein. Bases 1 to 1338 code for a protein of 445 amino acids. The transcript has 6 exons. The record is from RefSeq and is a predicted model, not a curated record. Gene Ontology annotation, biological process: transmembrane transport. NCBI's taxonomy places the organism in Eukaryota, Discosea, Longamoebia, Acanthamoebidae. Gene Ontology annotation, molecular function: transmembrane transporter activity. Gene Ontology annotation, cellular component: membrane.
AUGCUGGUGCCGAUGCUGGGCGUGGCGGCAGGGCGCAUGGACGAGGCCGAGCGGGUGGUGAGCGACAUGGAGGCCAAGGCGGUCCGCUGGAACGCCGCCCUCGGUGCGCGCCUGCCGGCCUUCCUCGCCUCCUGCUUCCUCUCCCUCUCCUCGCCGCGCCACAGCCCCGUCGCCACCCACGCCAGCAGCAGCGGGGGCUACGACGUAUCCUCCAACGAGUACGACGCGGUGGACGAGGAGGAGGGCGAGAAAGAGGGCCACGUGAUCGCGAUCGUGCCGCGCCGCUCCACGCCCCUGCGCGAGGUCGUGGGCGCCAUCUUCCUGCGCUACCCGCGACAUACAGUGCUCGGCCUUAGCCUCAUGGUGGCCCAGGCCUUCUUCUACAACGCCAUCUUCUUCUCCUACGCCAUCAUCCUCGUCGAAUUCUACGGGGUGGCGAGCGAGAAGGUGGGGCUGUACCUGGUGCCGUUCGCCAUCGGCAACUUCCUGGGUCCCAUCACCCUCGGCCCGCUCUUCGACACCAUCGGACGCCGCCAGAUGAUCGCCCUCACCUACUCCCUCUCCGCCGUCCUCCUCAUCAUCACCGGCUGGUUGUUCGCCGGAGGCAUGAUCGGGGCCCUGGUGCAGGCGGUGCUGUGGUCGGUCGUGUUCUUCUUCUCGUCGCCGGCGGCCAGCGCGGCCUACUUGACCGUCAGCGAAAUCUUCCCCCUCGAGAUACGCGCUCUCGCCAUCUCCUUCUUCUACUCCGUCGGGACGGGGCUGGGCGGGGUGGCGGCUCCGCUGCUGUUCGGCUGGCUGCUGGAGACGGGCCGGGCGGAGAACAUCUUCUACGGCUACGUGUUGGCCGCCGCGCUCAUGCUCGUGGCCGCCAUCGUGGAGACCGUGAUCGGCGUUGACGCCGAGCAGAAGUCGCUGGAGAGCAUCACCGCGCCCCUGUCCGCCGCCCCGGCUCCCGCGUCGCCCUCCACCGGCGCCUCGUCGCUGGCCUCGUCCACGUCUUCGCUCUUCGUGUCGACGCCUCAUUCGUCUUCGUUCUCGUCGCUGCCCCUCCCGCCCCAGUCGUCUCUUCGCUCUUCGUCGUCGUCGCGAUCGCACACGCGGCCGUGGAGGGCGCACCACGACCUGGCCGCGUUGCGCGCCCUCGGGUCGCUGACCCCGAGUUAUCAUCCCCACGCGUCGCCCUCCGUACCCCCCGCGGUGUCGCGGGACGAACGAGAGAUGGACGACAUCGACCUCUCCGAAGAUCGACAACAGCAGCAGCAGCAGCAGCUCCGACCUGGUGUCCCCGAUAUCCCCAAACAGCUCCUGCCCGCUGCUGGUUCCGCCCAACAUGACUAG